GCACAAGUAACCGUUUCCUUGAAGUGAUGAAUACUACUAUUUCACGUUUUGAUGCAAAAGGCCAACAAAGAUAUACUCAGCCUAACUUCAAUGGAUGACGAAUUGCACUGAAAACAACAACAACGUGAGUUCUUCUUCAUCACCAACACCGACUGAAGUGCCUGAGAGUUUUUCUGCUUUUGAAAAUUUGGUUGCACUCAAGCGUGAACUCGCUGAACUCAAUCAAGGAAUUCGGUCUUAUGUUUAUAGACGAGGGAGGAGAGUCAUUGAAAAUUGGGGUCCACCAAGGUUUUUUAUUCCCAACAAUGCCCUUGAGGACAAUAUCAGUAUGUCUGGGGAUGAGAAAGAUAACUAUUCGGUGUACAAUCCAACUGAAGUGGAUGAUGAUUCUCAAUCGACUGUGAAGUGUCCUGUAUGUGAUUUUGACAUUGAAGUUGCUGCACUUCGUGACCGUUCUGAAGAUGGGAGUUAUGAGGCAUAUUCUAUGAUUUGUCCUGUGUGCGAUGAAAAUUUAGGAGAGCGUGUAAUGAGGAUUGUGCAGAAUGCAAGCUCGCGUAAGCGAGCUUGGAAGUCGGAGAAAUACAGCAUCUGGUCUGGUCACGCGGCAAUGGACGACAAGAAACAUGCUUCCUGGGGAAACAACCAUGAACCAAUGUCUGGUUCACUUUUGUCACCAGCUAUGGACAAUGUGUCUGCUCCAAACUCCAAUGAUUUUCUGUCUGAUGAUGAUACUAUCAGCAAUGCCUCAGACAUUCCCAUUGCAAAAAGCAUUGCAGCAGAUGCACCGGAAGCACCGGAUAGCGUUGAUGAACAGGAUGUUCAAGAGAGACGUGUCAGGGCUGCUGUAGUUCAGGAGCUGGUGAUGUCAGCUAUGUUCUUGGAAUAAAUAAAUAAAAAAUUAGAACAGAUAGUACUCAUGCAUUGGCAGGAGCUGCUUAAUUACAUUUUCAGAUAGCUUUGAUGCUUCUAAAAACAGUCAUUGAGUUUUUUUCUCUUUCUUUUUGGUGGUGCAUGAGUUAUUACUAUAGGAUAUCAAACCUUUAGCAUAUUGGACAGCUAGUAAAUUGGAUGUUUGGUUUUAUUGGAUGGUUAUUGGACAAUUUGAUUUUAUCGUAUAUUUUGCGGUCUA
Molecule: messenger RNA, 1129 nt
Organism: Cicer arietinum (chickpea)
Lineage: Eukaryota; Viridiplantae; Streptophyta; Magnoliopsida; Fabales; Fabaceae
Source: RefSeq, a predicted model, not a curated record